GAUACAUUGGUGACUUUUAUUUUCUUUUUCCUCUCAAUGAGUUUUAGAAUUUGAGAAAUUCUGUAUAGGCUUUGAGGGGUUUUGACAAAAAGUCCUGUUUUGGGGAUUUUCUUGGAUUUGGGGAAGGAAAAGGGGCAAAAAAAUUGGUGAUGGAGGUCUUUCCAUGGCGGCUCUGCGAUUCAAAUUCCUCAAACCAUGGAGAGUAUUUCUAAUGGGUUUUGGACAUUUAGACGUGGCUCCCCUUUUGAAGUAUGGAAAGACCUCGGGUUGUAGGCUCAGAUUGUGGUGGUUGAGUUCUAGUUGAUUUCGACCUUUCAUACAAAUAAUAAAGAAAAUAAAGAGUGAUCUGGUGAUAUAGGAAAAUGGAGUGCAAUAAAGAUGAGGCCACCAGGGCAAAAGAAAUUGCUGAGAGGAAGUUUACAGCAAAGGACAUUGCUGGUGCGAAAAAAUUUGCUUUGAAGGCCCAAAACUUGUAUCCAGGACUUGAUGGUCUACCUCAAAUGCUGGCAACUCUUGAUGUUUAUAUCUCUGCAGAGAACAAGAUAAGCGGGGAGGCAGAUUGGUAUGGGAUACUUGGUGUUAAUCCCUUAGCUGAUGAUGAGACAGUAAAGAAACAGUACAGGAAGCUGGCUCUCAUGCUUCACCCUGACAAGAACAAAUCUGUCGGGGCAGAUGGGGCUUUUAAGCUUAUUUCAGAGGCCUGGAGUUUGUUAUCUGACAAAGCUAAGAGAACAGCAUAUGACCAAAAGAGGAAUUCCAAAGGAUUCCAACAGAAAGUCCCACCUUCUGGUGGGGUUCCACCUGCACCACCUGGUGCAAAUGGUUUUUAUAAUUUCACCAACAAUACAACCUCAAAUGCAAAGCCUCCAAAGAGUGGCACUCGGGUAGGUACUGCAUCUGCUCCUGCUUCAUCCCAUCCAUCAAAACCCAAUACUUUUUGGACUGCAUGUCAUCGUUGUAAGAUGCAAUAUGAGUAUCUCAGGGUUUAUCUGAAUCACAAUCUCCUUUGCCCCAAUUGUCAUGAGCCAUUUUUAGCAGUAGAAACAGCACCACCACCAUCAAAUGGUUCUAAUUCAUCCACACCAUGGUCUUUCUCUCAGCAGCGUCAGAAUUCAAACCAUCAUACAACAAACAAGAAUUCUUAUAACCAAGGAAGAAAUUCUGCUAGCACUCAGAAUAUGGGGCCAGGGGGUUUUGCAGGUCUUGAUUCUUUUAGCCACACAAACUUCCAGUGGGGUCCAUUCUCUAAAACAACUGGUGUUGGGAAUUCAACUACCUCUGCUUCUGCUACUGCUCAAGCUGCUACUGUGGUUCAGCAGGCUUAUGAGAAAGUUAAGAGACAAAGGGAGGAAGCACAAGCAGCUGCCAGGAGGGAAGAGGCCCUUCGGAGGAAGAAUCAUGUUUCAAAAAAGAUGGGUAGUGGUUCAUCUACGUCAUUCUCUAAUUCUGCCUCUAGCCCUGUUGCCAAAGGAGAGAGGCCUAUGAAAAAAAGAAGAGGAGGUAUAGAUGACAAUGGGGGAAACUGUUAUAGCACCAAUGGAACAAAUCAAACUGCUAUGGGAAAUGGAGUUGGGGUUGGAAGUAUAUCUGGGCUUAGGCAUAGUAAUUUUGAAACAGAAAGAGUUAAUGGGGUUUCUACUAAUAAACCUAAUAGUAUAAGGGAGUUGUCACAGUCUGAACUUCGGAAUAUGCUCAUGGAGAAGGCUAAGCUGGAAAUUCGCAAGAAGUUAACUGAAUGGAGCUCAGCUGCCAUCGCAAAACCUUCAGAUAAAGACAAAGAUAAGGAGAAAGAUAAAGAGAAGGAAAAAGAGAAGGCUACAUUAAAAGGUGAGGUGGGUGAUCAGAAUGAGUCUGGUGAAUCUUUGGACACCAAGAAAAAGAUCCAUUCUAAGAAAGAUUUUCCUGGCACUUGUGGUACUGAUUCAGAUACAGAAGCCCUGGAACCCAUGUCAAUCAGUGUACCUGAUCCAGAUUUUCAUGAUUUUGACAAGGAUAGAACUGAAAGAUCCUUCGGUGAUAACCAAGUGUGGGCUGCGUAUGAUGAUGAUGAUGGGAUGCCUCGUUAUUAUGCCAUGAUUCAUACUGUAAUAUCCUCAAAUCCAUUCAAGAUGCGGAUCAGUUGGCUGAACUCCAAAACCAACAGUGAGCUGGGGCCACUAAAUUGGGUUGGAUGUGGAUUUUCUAAGAUUUGUGGGGAUUUUAGGGUAGGGAGGCAUGAAGUCAAUGAUUCCCUCAAUUCUUUCUCCCACAGGGUUAGGUGGACAAAAGGGAUGCGGGGUGCUAUCCGUAUAUUUCCCAAAAAAGGUGAUAUUUGGGCUCUCUAUAGGAACUGGUCCCCUGAUUGGAAUGAGCUUACCCCAGAUGAAGUGAUACACAAGUAUGACAUGGUGGAGGUGCUUGAUGAUUAUAUGGAGGAGCAUGGUGUGGUUGUCACGCCUCUAGUUAAGGUUGCUGGUUUCAAGACAGUCUUCCAUCGGCAUUUGGACCCUGGGCAAGUCAGGACAAUUCCAAGAGAAGAGAUGUUUCGGUUCUCUCAUCAGGUUCCUUCUUACUUGCUUACAGGUCAAGAAGCUCCAAAUGCUCCAAAGGGUUGCAGGGAGCUGGACCCAGCAGCUACCCCGUUGGAACUGCUUCAGGUAAUCACAGAUGUUAGAGAAGAAGAAAUUGUGGAGGAUGCCGAAAAAAACAUGGAAAAAGAGACGUCAGUAAAUGGAGAGAAAGUUAAGGAAGAACAUAUGCAGAGCAUCAAAGAAGACAAAGAAAAAGAAAUGAUGGAGAACACUAAAAAAACCAAGGAAGAAGUGAUGGUAGGCAAGGGGAAUGAAGCUAAGGAAGAAAAGAUGGUGGAGUUUGCUGAAGAACAAAAAGCUAGUUGACGAUGUUUGGAUUAUGCAGUCCUGCUUCAGAUAGGAGAAAAUUUGACUUGUGAAAUCAGAUUAGAGUUAUCCAACAUAUAUUGAGUUUCCGUUGCUGAUUAAUGUUGGUAUUGACUUUCAUAGUUGAUUAAUGUUGUUACCCAUUCAUUUUCUUUCAAAAUCAAAUGUCAAUGCUAUAAAUGGUAGAUCUAACCUCAGUUUUGAUUGCAACUUGAAGAUGGUAAAGAAAACAGAAUUAUUUGGUUCUUAGGAGUUCAUCAUCAGAUAUCUUAAGGCCUCAAUGCUUGCUAGUGUGUUCUCUAUCCACUGGAGCCUUCAGAGAUCUGUGAGGCCUCUAUUUGCUUUUCUUCAAGAGCUAGUUCCCAAGCCUAAAACAAUCUUUCUAUCAGUUGCAGCUCGUCAAAUUAAACUUACCAGUGAGCUGCCCAUCUUUCUCAUCUGCUUUCAGUGUUUUACAUGCUGAGCUUUCUUGUUCUUAUUAUUAGACUUCAAUUAAAUUCUAGCAUAAUUUAUGUCUCAAGAUUUAAUA
Messenger RNA from Nelumbo nucifera (sacred lotus), 3405 nucleotides. RefSeq lists its product as uncharacterized. The record is from RefSeq and is a predicted model, not a curated record. NCBI's taxonomy places the organism in Eukaryota, Viridiplantae, Streptophyta, Magnoliopsida, Proteales, Nelumbonaceae.